AUGGAGCGUGGGAGGCUUUAUCUGGCUGCGAUGAAAGGUGACUGGAAAUCUAUUGAGGACAUGCCUGUCAUUCAAAAAGAAAUUUGUAAGAGCGGAGAAACCACUCUUCAUAUUGCGGUUGUAGCAAACCAGGAACUCUUUGUGGAGAAAUUAUUGGACUGGAUGAUAUCGAAAGACUACGAUUUAACAGUUGCAAAUAAGAUUGGGAGCACUGCCUUAGCCUUCGCUGCUGCUGUUGGAAAUAUGAAUAUAGCCAAAAUGAUGGUGACUAUAAAUGCAAACCUGCCAAACAAAGCCACUACUGGGGAGAAGCCGAAGAAACCAGUCUAUGUGGCUGCUUUCUCGGGACACAGUGAAAUGGUGCGGUAUCUUAUAGAUAAUACUGCGAUGGAUGAAAACGAACGGGCUGAAAUAUUUAUCGUUUGUGUCAAGAAUGACUUGUAUGAAGUAGCAUUGGAAAUGCUUGAGAAUCCAGAAUGGAAUUUAGCUAGAGCUAUGGAUGAAAGCGGAGAGACUGCAUUGCAUGUGUUAGCUCGCAAGCCUUCUGCCUUUGUUAGUGCAAGUCAAUCGGGACGGUUAAGGGGACUCAUCAAUAUUUCCUGGAAUCAAGAAAACUCGAAGCAAUCUAAAGCCAAUAAAUUGUUUGAAAAAUGUCUUCAGGCUUACGAAUGUGAUGUUGAGAGUUUAGGAAGUAUUCCAGAGAUUCCAGAAGUUCUAUUUCUUGCAGCUGAAGUAGGAAACAUUGAGCUUUUGGUCAAGUUAAUUCGUUUUGACUUUGAUCUAUUAUGGGAAAGAAAUGAGGUCAGAAAAAACAUAUUUCAUAUUGCUGUUGAGAAGCGCCAUGAAAGCAUCUUCAUUUUACUUAAAGAAUUAGAAUCAAUUGGAGAUAUAAUAGUAAAUGGAAUACUUGAAGAUCAAAACAACAUAUUGCAUUUAGCUGCAGGAGUCGCACCUCAAGAGAAGCUCAAUGCUAUAUCAGGAGUAGCUCUUCAAAUGCAACGAGAACUAUUAUGGUUCGAGGAGGUGAAAAAGUUUGUAAGUCCUGACUACAUAGAUAUGAAAAAUGAAGACGGGGACACACCGUAUGCUUUAUUUGCGAGGAACCACGAGGGGUUAAGGAAAAAGGGAGAGAAGUGGAUGAUAGGCACAGCUAAUUAUUCUAUGGUGGUUGCUGCACUAAUUGGCUCUAUAAUGUUUACUGGCCAAGUAGCUGAUGGAUUAAACGAGAAUCCUCAUCUUUUUCUGGCCUUCACAGUUUCAACUGCAAUAUCAUUAUUUGGUUCAUCAACAUCCCUGAUAAUGUUCUUAUCCAUUCUUACCUCGCGUUACUCAUUCGAGGACUUCCUUGUAUCGUUACCUGUUAGGUUGAUGAUUGGAGUCACUUCACUUUACAUCUCAAUUGCCGCCAUGAUGGUUUCAUUUGCUACAUCCUUUUGGUUGAAGAAUUAUAAUCAACGGGAUGUGAUCUUUGUUGUCAUUGGUUUAUGUGCUUGUGUGCCAAUCAUGGACGUGUUGCUGAAGUACCGCCUAGUUUUUGAUAUAUUCCAAUCUACCUUCUUUCGGUUUCGGCCACAACACCGUCUACUUCAGGAUAAGAUUUCUAAUGCACCGGUGCGUAGAUCCCAGUCCCACGCGCCUGCGGAUCUCGCGAGUGUCUGAAUCCAACACCCACCGCAUAAAGCUGGCGAAUAAAAUAAUGGAAGUUACUUUACUAGCAAUGGCCAGUCUAGUAGAGCGACUAGUCAAUCUUUCUGUUGCUUUCCUUUCUACGUGUGCCUAA
Molecule: messenger RNA, 1780 nt
Organism: Quercus lobata
Lineage: Eukaryota; Viridiplantae; Streptophyta; Magnoliopsida; Fagales; Fagaceae
Exons: 4
Coding region: 1-1659 (552 amino acids)
Cellular component (GO): membrane
Molecular function (GO): protein binding
Source: RefSeq, a predicted model, not a curated record